AUGACCAUCGCCACGCAUUUGAUCAUCGUCUGCUGCCACGCAAUUUACCUAGGUCCCGACAGCUCGGACGAAUCGAACUGGCUGAUCGAACCCUUCCAGAAAGGUGAGACAGGUACUUAUAGUGCCCACGUUGAAGCCGGCGUGAGGGAACUCGCAGCCGAUGAAAGUGCGCUGUUGGUCUUCAGUGGAGGCCCGACAAAGAAACAAAGGACAGAUCAGUCCGAGGGAGACGGGUAUUUGAAGAUCGCAGUCGAACACGGCCUUUUCGGCCUCGAAACAUCACCGCCCUCACUGCGACAGAGGAUAUUCGUCGAUCGGUUCGCCACCGAUUCGUACCAGAACAUCCUAUGCUCGCUCGUUCAAUUUCCACUCUUUGCCCAGGAAUUUCUCGACAGAUCUACUAACACGACCACAACACUUGAGUCGUCAGGGUCUUCGCAUCGCUCCAACCCGUCUCUCAAUCAAAAUCAACUCGUUUUCCCCAGCAAGCUCACCAUAAUAUCGCACGAAUUCAAACGCGCACGGUUCUUGGACCUCCAUCUCCCCGCGCUCCGCUGGACGCGCGAAACGAACUACAUCGGAAUCAAUCCACCAUUUGACGCGGCGAGAAUGGCUGAGAUCGAAACCGGUGAUCGGCUUCGUGGUUAUGGAGCGUGGGAGAAGGAUGUGUACGGUGUCGGAGAAGUAUUGACUCGCAAGAGGAAGGCUAGAGAUUGGGAUGAAGAUAGGUUUCGGGCCGAUGUGCUGCAGAAGUUGAAGGUUUCUGAUGAAGCCAGGAGGAAGUUGGAGAAUGUGGUAUUUAGGAGGGCUGGGGGCGAUUCAAACAGGAGGGAGGUAGAGAAGAUGCCGUGGGAAUGA
Molecule: messenger RNA, 858 nt
Organism: Rhinocladiella mackenziei CBS 650.93
Lineage: Eukaryota; Fungi; Ascomycota; Eurotiomycetes; Chaetothyriales; Herpotrichiellaceae
Exons: 2
Coding region: 1-858 (285 amino acids)
Cellular component (GO): cytoplasm
Source: RefSeq, a predicted model, not a curated record